This is a messenger RNA of Seminavis robusta, 585 nucleotides long. NCBI's taxonomy places the organism in Eukaryota, Bacillariophyta, Bacillariophyceae, Naviculales, Naviculaceae. The record is from the annotation of a GenBank genome assembly.
AUGUGGGCUGGUGUCAUGGACGCCAAUGAUCAGGAUAUUCCUGAAUUCUUCACGGCCAAACCGAAGCGUCGAGGACUCAGGCUCGGUCGGAAGAAGUCCAACGUGAUUGUUCGAAAUGCAGGCCACAUCAUGCCUUUUCCUGUAAACGUUGCAUUCGAAAAGUUCUCCGACUUUUCACGUCAUUCCGAAUGGAAUCCUUCCAUCAGCAGUGCGACCUACAUAGAUGACUCUCGCACCAAAGUUCGAUGGACACGCGAGACGAUGGGCUUCACCAUUGGCUGGUCAACCAUUACCACAGUCAAAGACCCGAACAAGGCACUGGCGUGGAAGAGCAUUGAAGGAAUCAAAUUAGAAAACCGAGUCAUUUUCCAGUCCGUCGAUGAGGGCAAGGGUACACUGAUGAUCAUGUCUACCAACUACAAAGUGCCAGAGAAAGUCUUUGUUCCAUCACGCAAAGUGGUUGGAAAGUCAAAGACCCGAGCGUACAACAAUACAUAUGAAAGUGAUCAGAUGAAAGAGAUCCUGGUGCGUUUUGGCGAGAUUGUCGCGAAAGAGCUGAAACAUGAUGAAAUGUACUUUCUUUAG